Dromiciops gliroides (monito del monte) is the source of this 5180-nucleotide messenger RNA. RefSeq names its product zinc finger protein 420-like. Gene Ontology annotation, molecular function: RNA polymerase II cis-regulatory region sequence-specific DNA binding; DNA-binding transcription activator activity, RNA polymerase II-specific. Gene Ontology annotation, biological process: regulation of transcription by RNA polymerase II. The transcript is spliced from 5 exons. NCBI's taxonomy places the organism in Eukaryota, Metazoa, Chordata, Mammalia, Microbiotheria, Microbiotheriidae. Bases 139 to 2544 code for a protein of 801 amino acids. The record is from RefSeq and is a predicted model, not a curated record. Gene Ontology annotation, cellular component: nucleus.
CUCUCUGCGAACUCGGCGUUAGGCCCGCCUCUGCUCUGCUCCGUGCGCGGUUUCUGCCGGGGUCAGGGCCGAACCCCGCGUCUCGGGCCGGGCUCUUCCUUUGGACCCGAGGCCGGAGCUCGCCGGACACAGGAGGGGAUGGCCCCUGUGCCCCUGACCGCCCCACCCCCCCAGGAGUCGGUGACAUUCCGGGACGUGGCUGUGGACUUCACCCCGGAGGAGUGGGGGCAGCUGGGCCCUGCCCAGAGGGCGCUGUACCGGGAGGUGAUGCUGGAGAACUACCGGAACCUGGUGUGCCUGGGACUCACGGUUUCCAAGCCAGCUGUAAUCUCCCAGCUGGAGCGAGGGGAGGCCCCGUGGAGGCCGGAGGGAGGCGGCCCCGCAGUUGGCUGUGCAGAUUGGGGGACAAGACAUGAAGUCAAGGAGUCGGCCCCAAAGCUGGUCCUCUGUAUGGACGAGUCAUCUGGGGAAAGACUCACAAGGAAUGGUUCCUGUACUUCCAAGUUGGGAGAAGCCUGGGAAUGGGAUUCCAGGUUAAAUAGGCAACAAAACAAUGAGGAAAAAUUUGCUAAACGCAUGAAGAUCAAACCUCCUAAUAAGGUGAGAGGCCAUGAAUAUAAUAAAUAUAGCAAAAGCUGUAGUCUAGGACCAGUCCUUUUCCCACAGCAGCGAGUAACCAUAGGCAAGAAUCUUGAUAAGUGUGGUACAUAUAGGAAGAGCUUCAGACUGUAUUCAGACCUAAGAAAAUGCAAUAGGAUCUCCUCAAAGAAAAUACUUUCUAAAUUUAAAGAAUGUGGGAAGUCCUUUAGUUAUAAUUCAGACCUUAUUGAAAAUCAUCGAAUGUCUGCUGGAGAAAAGAAACCUUAUAUAUGUAAUGAUUGUGGAAAGGUCUUCCGACAGAGCACACAUCUUAUUCUACAUCAAAGGAUCCAUACUGGAGAGAAACCUUAUGAAUGUAGUGAAUGUGGAAAGGCCUUCCGCUUGAGCACAAGACUUAUUGAACAUCAAAGAAUCCAUACAGGAGAGAAACCUUAUGAAUGUAAUGAAUGUGGGAAGGCCUUCCCCCAGAGCUCAAAGCUUACCCGUCAUCAGAGAAUUCAUACAGGAGAGAAACCUUAUGAGUGUCAUGAAUGUGGGAAAGCCUUCUGCCAGAGAACAGGACUUACUCAACAUCAGAGAAUUCACACAGGAGAGAAACCUUAUGAAUGCCAUGAAUGUGGGAAGGCCUUUCGCCAGAGAACAGGACUUAGUCGCCAUCAGACAAUUCAUACCGGAGAUAAGCCUUACGAAUGUAAUGAAUGUGGGAAGGCCUUCCGCCAGAGAAAAGGACUUACUCAACAUCAGACAAUUCAUACAGGAGAGAAACCUUAUAAAUGUAAUGAAUGUGGGAAGGCCUUCCGUGAUAGCUCACAGCUCAUUCGACAUCAUCGAAUACAUACUGGAGAGAAACCUUAUGAAUGUAAUGAAUGUGGGAAGGCAUUUGCACGAAGCACAGAACUUACUGUACAUCAGACAAUUCAUACUGGAGAGAAACCUUAUAAAUGUAAUGAAUGUGGGAAGGCCUUCCGACAGAGUUCACAGCUCACUCAACAUCAGACAAUUCAUACUGGAGAAAAGCCUUAUAAAUGUAAUGAAUGUGGGAAGGCCUUUCGCCUGAGCACAGGUCUUAUGGAGCAUCAGAGACUUCAUACUGGAGAUAAACCUUACGAAUGUGGUGAAUGUGGGAAGGCCUUCCGCCAUAGCUCACAACUUACUAGACAUCAGAUGAUACAUACAGGAAAGAAACCUUAUGAAUGCAAUGAAUGUGGAAAAUCCUUUCCCCAGAGCUCACAGCUUACCCAACAUCAGAUAAUUCAUGCUGGAGGGAAGCCUUACAAGUGUAAUGAAUGUGGAAAGGUCUUCUGCCAAAGCUCACAACUGACUCAACAUCAGAUAAUUCAUACUGGGGAGAAACCUUAUGAAUGUAAUAAAUGUGGAAAGGCCUUCCCCCAGAGCUCACAGCUGACUCGCCAUAAGAGAAUACAUACUGGGGAGAAACCUUAUGAAUGUAGUGAAUGUGGGAAAGCCUUCCGCUUGGGGACGCAGCUUGCAGUGCAUCAGACAAUUCACACUGGAGAGAAACCUUAUAAAUGUAAUGAAUGUGGAAAGGCCUUCCGUCUGAGCAAAGGACUUAUGGAACAUCAGAGACUUCAUACUGGAGAUAAACCUUAUGAAUGUAAUGAAUGUGGCAAGGCCUUCCGCCAUAGAUCACACCUUACUCGACACCAGUUGAUUCAUACUGGAAAAAAAUCUUAUGAAUGCAAUGAAUGUGGAAAGUCCUUCCCUCAGAGCUCACAGCUUACUCAACAUCAGACAAUUCAUACUGGGGAGAGACCUUAUGAAUGUGGGAAAGUCUUUAGAUGGAGCACAGGACUUAGUGGCCAUCCAGGUAUUCAUGUAGGAGAGAAGCCUUAUGAACUCGAGGAGCCCUUUCAGCGUAGUUCACAUCUUACUCAACAGUGGAGAAUUGAAACUGGGGAGAAACUUUAUGAAUGUAAUGAUUGAGGAAGGCUUGUCUCCAAAGUAAAUACCUUACUCAGUAUCAGUGCAUACAGGAGAAAAGAGCCUGAUAAAUGAAGAAAGAUCUUCAACCACAGUGCAGUCACCAACCAUCAGGUUAAUUCUUACUGGAGAAAUGCUUAUGAAUAGAAUGAAUGUGAAAAGGAUUUCAGCCAGAGCUACAAUCCUUACUAAACGGUAGAGAAUUCAAACUAAAGAAAAACCCUGUAGAUCAGAGGUUCUUCACUCUUCGUGUCCUGGACCACUUUGGCAGUCUACUGAGAUCUAUGGACUCCUUCUUAGAACUAUGCUUUUAAAUGCAUAAAAUAUGUGGUACUACAAAAGAAAUUAAUUACAUUGGAAUACAUUAUGAAAAUGUUUUUUAAAAAGUUCAUGGACCUCAGGUUAAGAAUCCUUUGCUAUAAAUGAAGCAGAUACAUAUUAAUUCCCUUUAGUGGUUGUUUCAAGCUAUUUUUUUCUUGAGACCCCAGGCACUUCCCUUCCUGAUCCCCGUAGAUGGCUUGAGUCUGAGAAAAUAUAAUCUAAGCAAUUUUUGUCAAUCUGAGGCCUAAUACCCCAAGCCACUUCCUCUUUCCAUCUUUUCUAUAAACCUUUUAGCUCCUGGUAUAAAUAGUGCCUGGGGCUCUGCAGAGAGUAUUCCAGUGUUGUUUUCCUGCAGUCCCUUCUCCCCCAAGCUAAUGGGGUUCCCUGUUGUCCCCAUCUACAGUCACUACAUCACAGGGGUUUCCCAACUCCAUCCCUUCCCCCCCCUCCCCAAACCUGAUCAAAGCUUCCCAUGUGUUACACUUCUAUAGUAGCAACUCCAGUUCACACCAAGUCAAGUUUUUGACUGCUAACCUUUCUAUCACUCCCAUUCCUUUUGGGGGGAAUAUACUUUAAAAAUGUUAUCAAAAUAAAAAAAUAACUUCAAAACUUUUCAAGGCAGUAUUAUUUGUAGUAAAAUUAAUGUAAGAAAAUGAAAUGGCUAAUGAUAAGGGAUAAGUUAUAAAUAAUUCCAUCAAAUUCAAUUAAUUUAAUGGAAUAUUAGAAUAUGAUUGAGAGAAACAAGUUUGAAGAAUAUGACAAAAAUCUGGAAAGAUCUUUGGAAUUAAGCAAAGGAAAACUCAGAAGCCAGUGGUCAGAGGAGCCAUUAUAAUGUGACUACAGCUGUAUAAAAGAAAAAAGUGAAUGGGAAUGAAAGAAGAGUCUUGAGAGAGACUUGAAGGGGAAUAAUUAAAAGAUUGGCAUUUCAUGCUUUGAAAUUCAUUUAUUUAAGUAUUAGUAGUUGUAAAGCCAGCUUAGUUGUACUAAUGUUUGUACUAAGUUCAUAAGUCAUCCUUUUAAACAAAGAAAAUGGUGGCAUUCUAAUCGUAAUUCACUCCCAACAUCUCUACUGUUAAAAUUCUCCAUAGCAGCAUCCAUUCACCUCUUACUAUCUUUCACAGAAAAAGUUUCUCAACUUCUUGCUUAAAACUAAUUUCUCUCACUUUCAGUUCCAUCUUCUACUGCCUACUUCAAGACAUCACUUUAAUAAUCUUAUCCUUUCCCUCCUAUCCUGCAAACCUUACUUCUCAGCUGCUUACCCAAAUGCCCUGGUCUUUGUAGUACUUUAAAAAAAACAUUCUAUCCCAUUUAGUUAGCUCCUCUUUGUUCUAGUUUUCUCUUCAUUGCCAAACUUAAUAAAGAACAAUGUUUACACCUGUUUCCAGCAAACUGCCAUCCACCAGCUCCUCAGUGCUUUACAGUUAGAUUUCUUCCUCAACUGUAAUUGAUCUCUGAAAAAUCAUUAGUGACCUUUGAAAUAUAAUGACCCUCAUUUCAAUCCUCAUUCUCCUUUUUAUCUUAUUUGACACUAAUAACUAACCCUUCACAGAAUCCCAGACUUUCUGAGUUGUAAUGGACUUCAGUGGCUUUUUUUUUUUUUUUGGUGAGGCAAUUGGGGUUAAGUGACUUGCCCAGGGUCACACAGCUAGUAAGUGUUAAGUGUCUGAGGCUGGAUUUGAACUCAGGUACUCCUGACUCCAGGGCCGGUGCUCUAUCCACUGUGCCACCUAGCUGCCCCAUCAGUGCCUUUUUAAUCCAACCAGUUGGCCAAAAGAGAAUCCUCUAAAAUGGUGUCAAACUCAAAUAGAAACAAGGGCCUCUAAAACAUAAAGAUCCCUGUAGGCAACAUAUAGACUUAGAAAGCCACAUAUUGGGGGCAGCUAGGUGGCACAGUGGAUAAAGCACCAGCUCUGGAUUCAGGAGGACCCUAGGCAAGUCACUUAACCCGAAUUGCCCCACAAAAAAAAGAAAGCCACAUGUUAAUAUUAUCUGUUUUAUUGUAUUUUUAUUUUUUGUGUUGUUUCCCAAUUACAUUUUAAACAGAUCUGGGACACACUUAAAAGUGUUGUGAACCAUGUGCUUGACAUCUCUAUAGCAUACCCAAGAAAUGGUCAUAAAGCCUCUACAUGUUAAGCAGUUGGCUUAGUAAUUUCCGUCCUAAACUGGGAUGCUCUGAUCCAAACACAGUCCUCUAGGGGUGGUCUGACCCAACAGCUUGGUGUCAGAACUUCAUGUGGGCUGCUAGGAAAGCUAGGAUUUCCAUGCUAGAAGGAAUCUGUUCUCAAUCUUUCUCUCUCUUCACUAUCUUAUAAUGUAUC